CUUCACACCUGUCCCCCCACGGCUAGAGGAGGGAGGGGGCAUGCCUUGCCAUACACUCAGCCCCCCCUCCCCAGUCAGGACUGGCCCCAGGCCUGAGAACAAUAGGUAUCAUAUGCCUCCAUCUGAUUCACUGCAGCCUCUUUGUUUGCGUUCCAGCAGUGAUAGCAUUGCCUCAAAGCCAAAACCAUUUGUGUCCAUGUGCGGGGAGGAACAGUGUAGUAAACCAUAAUUUGUCUUUCUUUUAAAAUAUUGUUUGUAUAAACAUCACAGAACAGUAUAUAACACGGGGAAACAACCAGCAUCAAAUUGUAAGGGAUUCAUUUGCCAGGUUAAGACCGAAGUGACAUUAGUAGGGGAGACGGACCCCUCUCUCUCUUGUAUUGGUUUAGUCCAGCUAUGCAGUAAUCUCCGCUGCCCAGGAACACAAGGAUGAGCUGCAGGACUCGGGUGCUGGAGGCAAGCGGCAAACCCUGGGUCUCUGUGCAACCUCACGUGACAUAGCCUUGGUGGCCCAGAAUGAUGCCAGUGUAGAAGAAAAGCAGCGCUACUGUCCUGGACCUUAGUCGAUCAGAUUAGCUUGAAAAUCAAGGGGCCUGACAAUAAUUGAGCUCUGACUAUGCCUGAGAGUUGAGGUUUCUGUCCAAGCAGUCUUGUGACACAGUAUCAAGAGGAUAUGACAACAGUUUUUUUGUUAGCUGGCUACAGAUGAGCUUUGUAGAUCUUGAUACAGACUCCAAGUGGCACCAACUCUGAGAAUAAUGCCAUCCUUGCCUAAUGAGUCCGAUCACCAAGCAACAUGCAGCCUUUCCCUGCACUCCGAUUUGCCUUAUCAGCCUUCUAGUUCUAUUAAGAGAAAAGUCAGAAGAAAGAAGAAAAAUGGAGCAAUUACUGCUAACGUCGUGGGCACCAAGUAUGAAAUUGUUCGUUUAGUGAUUGAAGAAAUGAUGUUUACUAAGGCUCGGGACGACGAUGAGACGGCAAAUCUUAUCUGGAUUGAUUGUGCUGUUCAACAUGAGAAAAUUGCAGAGCUCAGGAAUUAUCAAAGAAUAAAUCAUUUUCCAGGAAUGGGUGAAAUAUGCAGAAAGGAUUAUCUUGCAAGAAACAUGACCAAAAUGAUCAAGUGUCAACCUCAUGACUAUAACUUUAUUCCACGAACCUGGAUAUUUCCUGCUGAAUACACCCAGUUCCAAACAUAUAUUAAAGAACUAAAGAAGAAAAGAAGGCAGAAAACUUUCAUAAUCAAGCCUGCUAAUGGAGCAAUGGGACAUGGAAUAUCCCUAACCAGAAAUGGAGAAAAAGUUCAAGCUCAGGAUCACUUAAUUGUACAGGAAUAUCUUGAGAAACCCUUUCUCCUUGAAAGCUACAAGUUUGAUUUACGGAUUUACAUUCUCGUUACCUCCUGCGACCCUCUGAGAAUAUUUUUAUACAAUGAUGGACUUGUUCGAAUGGGCACAGAGAAGUAUCAUUCUCCCUCUGAAUCAAAUCUGAGCCAGUUGUACAUGCAUCUGACAAACUAUUCCGUUAACAAACACAAUGAAAACUUUGAACGAGACGAAACGGAGAAUCGAGGCAGCAAGCGAUCCAUCAAAUGGUUUACAGAAUUCUUACGAGCCAAUGAUUAUGACAUCAGCAAAUUUUGGAAUGAUAUUUCGGACCUGGUUGUAAAGACGCUGAUAGUUGCAGAGCCUCAUGUUCUUCAUGCGUAUCGCAUGUGUCGACCUGGGCAGCACCCUACCAGUGAGAGCGUCUGCUUUGAAGUCCUAGGAUUUGACAUCAUUUUGGACAGAAAACUAAAGCCAUGGCUUCUUGAGAUCAAUCGAGCACCAAGCUUUGGAACAGACCAGAAGAUUGACCAUGAUGUUAAAAAGGGCGUUUUACUAAAUGCAUUAAAGCUUCUCAACAUCAGAGCAAGUGAUAAAAAGAAAAACUUGGCCAAACAGAAGGCUGAAGCCCAGAAAAGACUUUAUGGUCAGGGCUCCAUGAAGAGGCUGUCGCCAGCAUCUUCUGACUGGGAGAAACAACGCCAUACACUGGAGAGAAGGAAAGAAGAACUUAAAGAAAGGCUUGCACAAGUACGGAAACAAAUCUCUAGGGAAGAGUAUGAAAACAGACACUUGGGGAAUUACAGGCGCAUUUACCCACCUGAGGAUAAGCUGUUAUUAGAAAAAUAUGAAGGUCUGCUAGCCACUGCCUUCCAGACAUUCCUUGCUGGCAGAGCUGCCUCCCUCCAGCGAGAGAUGAAUAAUCCUUUGAAAAGAAUGAAGGAAGAAGAUAUUUUAGAUCUGCUGGAGCAGUGCGAGUUAGAUGACGAGAAACUAUCAGGAAAACCUACACGGCCAAAGGAGCCAAGGACACUUUCAUCCAUGCCAGAAAGUACACAGACCUUGAAGAAACUAAAGAAUUACAGCAGCCACAGCAGCAGCAACAGCAGCACUGACAGCAGCUCUGACACAGAGGAGGAGGAUGAAAAAGAGAGGAAAGAGAAAAAAGUUUCAUAUGAUCUUGAAGAACAUAAGUACAAAUCACUGGAAAGGUCUAGUAGAAUACACUGGAAGCCUCCUCUUCAAGCAGCUAGACCAUUUUCCAACUCAUCUUCUCCCUCAUCUUCUGCUCCUAUGAGACGCUCUGUUAGCUGCCCGCGUUCUAUAACCGCUUUAAAUACACAGUCUCCAACUACUGACCAUCGACUCUUUUCCUCAAGAAUAUCUUCAACUAUCCCAAGACCUUUGUCAGGCAGCAGAACAAACUCUUUAAAUCGCAGCUCUUCAUCAAAUCGAGUGCCUCAGUCCAAUACUUCUGGCAGUGUCUAUCCCUCCAUACAGUCUAGGUUAGAUCAUUUAACAAAGGAGCAGGAAGAGGAACUCACAAAGCAGACCUUAUAUGCUCUCCGAGACAUGAGAAUUAGGAUUCCAGGAAAAGGAGUAGAAGAAAUAACACGUUCUCAUACAGAUGAAAUAAUGGAUAACUGGACAUGGCACAAAUCAAAGGUUGCUUCCUAUUGGUUAAUAAAACUGGAUUCUGUAAAGCAACGGAAGGUUUUGGAUAUUGUCAGAACAAACAUUCGAUCGGUUCUCCAGCGCAUCUGGAAAGUAUCUGACGUGGAAUGUUUGCACAUAUAUCGUAGUUUCAAUCGUGUCUUUAACCGUCUGCUAUGGAAUCACGGCCAAGGCCUGUGGAGCUGUUUCUCUAAUUCAGGUACCUCCUGGGAGACCAUAUUCUGCAAAAGCACAGAGGUUGUGACUCCACAGCAGUUCCAGUGCUGCCAACGACUAGUUCAGCUUUGCAAAGACUGCCUGCUAACAGUUUACAUGUAUGCAACAGAUUCGAGAGCAUCAGUGCCAGGCAUUAGCCCAGACUGGGAAAACUCAAGGUAUUUAUUUCCUGUAGUGCCACAAUUCACCAUGAAAUCUUCCUCUUCCGGUGUGAGCUGCAGCUCGUCCAGAUUGCCUCGCUCCAGCAUUUUGUUUAACCCUCGACACAACCACUACUGAAUAAAAAAAAUCAAAGAGUCUUCCGGUGUGAGCUGCAGCUCGUCCAGAUUGCCUCGCUCCAGCAUUUUGUUUAACCCUCGACACAACCACUACUGAAUAAAAAAAAUCAAAGAGAAGACCAUUUUGUAUUUUGCAAAUAAUGGCAUUAAAGUUUAUUGUAAAGGGGAUCUACAGUUACAAGAAAAGUGCAAUGAUCUUGCCACUGCGGAGCUGAAAAAGUGACUUUGCAAUCCACUUAAUUGUUUAGUGGUUUUAAAAUGCAAUAGGUCGAUCUCUUUUGUAGUAAAACAAGAGCUGCUGCUUCAAUCCAUAGACCCUCCUCUCUAUUGGGCAGACAAAAGCCAAUAAGUAAUGUGACAAAAAUGUACUAUCAUUCCCAUUGGCUGCCACUCCACUCAGCAGACAGAAGUGCUUCCAUGUCUCUAGCAAGAGGAUUGGGGUCUCUUUUUUUGUUUCAAGCCAACAAAAGAGAAAAGGCUAUAUUUUAAAACUGACCUAGAUAAAGACAUGAAAAUAUAGUAGCGAAGUAAACACAUUUUGUUUCCAACUUCUAAUGUCCUUUAACUCUUACCAUACAUGGUGCUAAGCACAGCUAUUAUAUGGCACUGAUAGACACUCCCUGAAUACUAGAGAUGUUCAACAUUGUUCGUCCAUGUUUAUUGGAUAUGUCGUUGUCUUGAUCGAAAAUAGGCUAUAGAAAAUCUUUUUCUGUUAUUUAUUUGCAUAGCAUACAGUGUAUUAUGCCUCCCACCAGUUAGAAUGUUAUUUUAUGUUGCUUGUAUAUCAAACAAUAGUAUUUAUUACAUAAGUAGAGUUUUAUAAGAAUAAAAAAAAAAAUUAUCUUAGACAUUUUGUAAGCCUGACAUAGAAAAAUAGGCAUAAUAAAAGCAGAAAGCAUAAUUAUCUACGAAGUAGGAUUUGAAAAGACGACAAGCAUUGCUUAAAAAAAAUUGAAUUGAGAGUUAAACUGUAUAAUUAUUCAUUCAUGUGAGUUGGUCAUGUUUUUCAAUGCCACAAUUCAUCCAAGAAUAUGCAGCCCAGUGGGUCCAGUAAUAUCUAAGAACAAUGUUACAGUGUACUGUAAUAUUGAAAAGAAUAUGUCUUUCAAGUGCAUUCAAGGAGUUAUUUCCAGAUCACCUUGAGCUAAAUAUAAUAGUGAUAUACUCACAGGCAUAUGAAUUUUAUAUAAUAUUUUCGUUUAAUACCUUUUCAUUUUUCCUAAUAUACUACAAAUAAAUAUUGAUCGAGUAGACUGGAAGGUCGGAUCGGAUCUGCCCAAUCUGGCCCAGCUCAUGGGUGGGCGAAUCACAUCCAGACCCAGAACCUUCACAUGAAUAGAUCUAGCUCUGUAUGGGCAGUUUAAGGCAGAUAUCUGAGUCAGUAACAUUUUAGAUACCAUGGUACACACAAAUAGGAUACACUUUAGAGUCUGGUGUAAUGGAGAAAAAGAUUAUUACUUUAGCAGUAAAUGAUUUUACUUUAGCAGUAAAUACAGGGCUUGCAUACCCAAUUCUUUUCUCUGGGGUUGCCAUUGCUCAUUUUAGCACACAAGUGCAAAUCUCUAAAAUCGAUGCAAUGAUACUUGUGUCUAUACAUGCUCCUGUACUACUUAUGCCUACUUUGAUGAAUUGAAUGCACUUGUGCAUAUUAAUGCGAGGGAGCCCUGGCUUUACCUACAUUACCUGCCUAUUCUAUGCUUCCUUUAGCGGGUUUCGUCACUAACUGCAACUGAUUUGUGCCAAGUCAAUUUGACGCGAAUGCCAUUGACACACCAGAAGUGACUCUAUUCUCUCACAAAUGCAGAAAAAAUGCGGUGCAACUUUUAUCAAUAUUGGUGCAAAUUUUUAUCUAUAUUAAUGCAUAAUGCUCAUAUUGUGGUGGAUACUACUUAGCUGGCAUCUGUUAAGCUUAGAAAACAUUGUAUUGCAAGAAUUUUAAAAAAAAAGUUUAUUUGUGUUUGUCUUUUGCACUUUGCUCAUUAUACUGCACACUUCUCCUGUCAUUAUGCAGACUCUUCCAUGGCAGGCAACGGUGCAUAGUAUUUACAGCCUGGUGCGGUUCUUUUGCACUUCAUACUGGAGGGGCAAAGAGUUGCAUCAGACAUGGGAAUAAAGAAGACAGGAAAAGUGUUUUGCUGAAAGAACAAUUGCUCUUUGCACCUUGACUAUUCAUAAACAAGGCCAACUCUAGCUUUAUCGUUUCUAAAAGAAUCAAAGAUCAUAAAAGUCUAAUAUGGUUAUUUUUAAUUCAGUAAUUGUUAUUACAGGGCGUUAAUUAUGCCACAAGUUAUUAUAGGAGGUAACUGGCUUUGGUGGUGAGAAUGGAAACACGUACUUAUUUCAUUGCAUUUUGGACUCAAUACAGAAUAUUUAAAUUAGAUGUUGUUGGCCUGGCAGAUUUAUAACGCAUGUUGGGACACAAAGAAAUGCCAGUAACUAAGAACAAACACAUUUCCCAGCAAAGCCUUGAACAAUUUAAUUAUUUGCAAUUUUAUUCAUUUAGAUCAUUAUAGUUGCUUUAUAAUUAUUUAAUCAAAGAAAGUUCCUUUAUUUACGGUGACGUGUGUGCAUUGCCCUAAAAAGGGCCAAACACUGCAGAGAAGAGUUAAAAUCAGGGAUAUCAAACUAUUACUCAGUGUGCCGGCAACUACAAUUCCCACCAUCCCUCAAGAGCCAAAGGAUGGGAGUUGUAGUGCACAGCAGUGAAAAUGUUACUUUUCUGUAUUAAAUGAUAUAUCGGCUUUGUUAAUAUUUCUUUCUGAUGAGUUUUGUCCUUUUUUAAUGUACAUAUUCAUUUAGCUAAAAAGAUAUUAAAAUAUUUAGUAAAUGCUC
Messenger RNA from Xenopus laevis (African clawed frog), 6322 nucleotides. RefSeq names its product tubulin tyrosine ligase like 7 S homeolog (gene ttll7.S). Gene Ontology annotation, cellular component: cytoskeleton; ciliary basal body. NCBI's taxonomy places the organism in Eukaryota, Metazoa, Chordata, Amphibia, Anura, Pipidae. Gene Ontology annotation, molecular function: ligase activity; tubulin-glutamic acid ligase activity; tubulin binding. The transcript has 22 exons. Gene Ontology annotation, biological process: microtubule cytoskeleton organization. The record is from RefSeq and is a predicted model, not a curated record. The coding region runs from base 759 to 3491 and encodes 910 amino acids.